GAGUUUGGCAUUUCCUCUGAGCUCACACACUGUGAGACCGCUCUCUCGUUUCACACAGCGCUUGUGACAAAAGGGGGGAUUUUCAAACAUCCUGAACGAGAGGAUUGCUCUUGCCCUCGGCACACGCCGCAUCGCCAAAGAAACUUUACGUUCCACAGCAAGCAGGGUUUUAGUUUUUGUGUGACAGGGAAGAGAAAACAUCAGCUUGGAUUUGUUUUUUUAACAGCUGGAAGAGAAGUUCAGCAUGGGCUAGCAGCAAUUUUUCUCAUAGAGCUGGAGCGAACUACACAAAAAGGUGGAGGAGGAUGAGUGUUUACACUGUCAACCUCAGGUUAUUUUGGCCGCUGGCCACUUGUAUCGUUUCGGUUCUGCUGCUGCUGCACCAAAUAAUCUUUAAAGCUUCUGAGGACCAAGGGAAAGAUUGCUCUGACCAAGGACCGGGAGUUAUCACACUGUUUAAGUACAUUUUAGCUUUUAUCUUAUGUUACUUCUUCAUUAGGUACUGCUCAACUCAGCCUAGAUCUUCAAAGAGGUGUUUCUACAAAUUUCCUGAGGUACAUGGAAAAUCUGGAGUCUCCAGGAGGGAGCUGCUGGACGAUCACUUUGAGAGGCAUGUGCGUCUCUCUCCCCAUGUGUUGGGCCACAGCAAAGCUCAUGUUGCCAAGUUGGUGAGUGAACUUGUGAGGGUGGGACGCACCGACGUCCCACCCGAGUCUUCUCUGGCUUUCCGAGGUGACUUUAUACAGAUUGGCAGCUCAUAUGAGGAGCACAAGGUCGGCUCACCUGACUGCUUUGACAUCCUGGUGCCUCUGCGGACCCCUCGGGGGCUUAAACUUGAGGCUGGGGUUUGGGCGGACAAACGUGGGGGGCCGCCGUUGUGUACGCUGAACACCCCUCGCAAGGGGGAGUGGACAAGACGUCACAAAGCCUUUACCGACACAUUCAUGCACCUACAUGGUGCUCAAAGUGCUUAUAGGAUGAGUCCAGACUCCAUCCAGCGCUGGUUUUACACAGCCACCCAGCGCUGCCUCGCUGCCGUACGUUAUCCGUUUGAGCAGCGCUGCUCCCUCAGCCUAUCUCUCGGUGAGGAGCAGCAGGUGUUGCUGCGAAUGAUGCCCCGCUCUGAUUACGUCUGCUGCCACAUCUCCAUGGGCAUACGACUGAUCCCAGCUUUUCCUCUCGGUGAUGGGGCCUUCUUGGUUGCAUCCCAGCAGGCUCAGCAAGGAGAGGACCUCUGGACGGUGUAUUUUCCGAAGCAGGAGCAGAAACUUCUAGCAUGGCUAAAGGGAAGGUUGCCCUCAAACUCUUGUCAUCUGAAGUGCCUUCAACUACUUAAGGAGGUUAGGAACCUUGGUGGGGAGACGCUAGACCAGCAAUCUAGAGCUGAAUGGGGCAGGGUGCUUUCUUCCAAUGCUCUUAAGACUUCUUGGCUUCGUCUCCUGUUCAGUACACCACCUGAGGCCUGGGAAGAGUGCAACCUUGUGGACAGACUAGAUGAUCUUCUUCGCAGUCUAAAGGAAAGCUUACAGUCACGGGCUCUCUGCCAUUUACUCCUCGGGGGAGAUAAUGGGCUCUUGCCAGAGUCAGUUAAUCUGCCUAAACUCAUAAAGGAGACGGUACCCUCUAAUUUGUGGGCAGAAUUCAGUGAUGUAACCCUUGAUAUGGUCUUCGCCCGACUGGUCUACUCUUGGAACCACCUCCCUCGUCUAAUUCGUCUUGGGCGGCCACAGAGGUCCAGCCUGGGCAGAGGUGUUCACUGCAAAUAUAUAGAUGUAGAGUAAAGGUCAACUAUAAAUGGUAUUGCUUAACACACACCUAUGAAUUGCUACACAUUAUGUGGCCUUAAAUAAUAUCAGCUAUUUUUGAGCACUUGUCAUUGUGUGGAUUUUUUAUAUCUCCAUUUUGCAUCCAGCUGUUUAUGAGUUCAAAUUAAAAAUGAAUUUUCUCUGCAGAGGUGUAGCAUUAAAGGCAGGGUGCACAAUUUUUGAAAAACAUUUUUGAAGAGUACAAAAACACACUUGUAGCCAAUCAGCAGUAAGGGGCAUGUCUACUAACCGACAUCGUUGCCUGGGUUGCGUAUGUGUGGGGUGGGUCUAUCAAAAGAUGGUCCAGAUUCUGUUGGGGUAGGGGCGUGUUUGUUUAGAUGAUUUCGGUAACGCUUUAGAUUACACCCCGGAAAGUACUGCGUAAGUACAGCGAAUUUACAGCGUAUGUUUCUGUAAUUAUAGUUUACUUAUAAAGUACGUACGUGUAAUUAUAAGGGAACAAUUUAUAAUAUUUGGGGAAUAAAGGAGUAACAACCAGGAAAAAUACAAAUAAUAUAUGCAGUAAAGUACUGCAUAAGUACAGCGAAUUUACAGCGUAUGUUUCUGUAAUUAUAGUAAACUUAUGAAGUACGUACGUGUAAUUAUAAGGGAACAAUUUAUAAUAUUUGGGGAACAAAGGGAUAACAACCAGGAAAAAUACAAAUAAUAUAUGCAGUAAGUAUUUUAGAUUACUAAACAACAAAACUUGAAAUUCAGUUAAUGUGUUUAUGCUAUACAAUACAAUUUAUUUAGAAUUUUCAAUAAAGGUUACUUACCUUAAGAAAGAAAGAGAGUACAAGGAUUUGUUGGGUCAUCAAUCAAAAUUAAAAAAUAGGCAAGGCAACUGUGGUGAAAACAAAGCAAGCAAAACUAGAA
This is a messenger RNA of Paramisgurnus dabryanus, 2681 nucleotides long. The record is from RefSeq and is a predicted model, not a curated record. Lineage: Eukaryota; Metazoa; Chordata; Actinopteri; Cypriniformes; Cobitidae.